This is a messenger RNA of Paramacrobiotus metropolitanus, 1918 nucleotides long. RefSeq lists its product as uncharacterized. The transcript is spliced from 2 exons. The coding region runs from base 464 to 1447 and encodes 327 amino acids. Lineage: Eukaryota; Metazoa; Tardigrada; Eutardigrada; Parachela; Macrobiotidae. The record is from RefSeq and is a predicted model, not a curated record.
UCGAGAAAGAUUCUUUUGCUUACCCGCAACGCACACGCUUUGAACUAUUCCAGGGAAUAUCAUCAAUUGUUAAUUGUUUAGAGGGCAGUAAGAAGUAUCACAAAUCAUUUUUUUGCUUACAGGAAAUGACCACUGCCCCUUCCCUUUAGUAACCGCUUGAGGUUUAUACGCACACCAACCAGUUAAAGCUUUGGUAGCACUGUACUGAAUUUACACUAUCAAAUUGCAUCAAAAGGGUAUCAUUUUGCAAUUUAUUUUACGCAUCUGUCCGAACUUUACUUGACAGGGCAAUAUGACUUCGCUGACUCGUAAUACAUCAAAAGUCUGAAAAAUGCCGAUAAAUUUAAUGGCGUACGAACGAGCGUUCCCCAACGGCUGCUUAUAUAAAUUAAGAUAAAACGUCUUCAAUUGCCUGGUUUGGUGACAAUAAUAUGGUACUGUUUUAGCCGUCUCAGGUAAUUGAAUGAUUACGACUUAUCCUAUUGUUGUAAUCACGAUCAUAAGCUUGUUAGAAACAACAUUGGAGAUUGAUGAUAUGAGAGCUUGGAUUUUACCUGUAGUGUCACGCAAACUUGCGUAUGCUCAAGAGCACAGCAAGAAUGGAAUAAUCAAUUUGGGAUUUUCAACGUUUCUUGACCUACCCAACCAGAGCGUGAAAACAACAGUUAUCCGCCCGGAAUUCGGUUCCGCCGUUUCACUAUCAUGUACCUUACAUUAUCCUGAACGCAGUGAAGAAAACAGCAGCUACAAAAACCCAGUAUGGGUACUAUGGGACCAUUCUGUCUUGGGCAACCUCAAUACGAAAUUUUCGUUUGAUUGCGCUUUUCCAAAAUGUUAUGAGUGUCAUUGUAAACGCGCUGCUGAACUUGGACCGAAGUCCUGGAAUUUCAACACUGUAGAACUAAACUCAGUCUCGAAACCGAACCGGUUGGUGUCAACUGUUUACAUACCAGAAGCCGUACAGUUCUUCGCUGGCAUGUACUCUUGCACGGAAAAUACCCCUAACAACGUGUCAUUUCUCGCUACAAGAAUUCUGAUGAGCCCUCGUUAUCAACCAACCGAUGUUUUUAGUCCUCCAAUGCAGAAUGUCAAUAAGCCCAAAGGUCAGACAGCUCAGUUCCGGUGUUACACUAAAUUCGAAUUUCUUCAAGGAACGAACAAAGAUUAUAGCAACCGGUUUAUCUGGUACCAUGAAAAGGGUAUCCUCUAUGCUCCAAAGACUCAUCCAUUUCACAUCCUUCAGAUUGACGCUGCCACUCUUGGCAGUAAUAACCACGUUCAAGGCAUUUUAUCGGAAAACGGAACCUGCUCGUGCUAUUCAACGCUGGUCAUUCACAACACUUCACCAGCUUCGGCAGGGCGUAUUGAAUGCUGGUUUCAGAUUGACCCAUUUUUGGAUGAGUGGCUGAAGCAGUCCGCUUAUCUUGUUGUCCAGAACAAUUACUGAUAUCCUUUUUAUAUCGGUACAAGGUCGGACGCUUGGACAUCAAAAGCACCACCAAAGCUUUCCGUGAAACUAUGAGUAUUUAUUUUCACGCGGAACUAUCUUCUGACGAAGAUGACUGAUUUUCAGAGCAUGGAGGUCUGUCUUCGCUAAUUUCGCUUGAAAUUUUAGCGAUCGGACUUCUCGUAAUAAUUUCCUGACCGUUUAAUGGAAAGCCUGUUUUCUUUGAGAUCUCACAACCUGAUGAAGAGUCACUGACUAUUCUUGCAGCCACUUCAGGGUGUUCCAGCAGAAGAUUCGGAUCCGGACCGGCAGACAUCGAGCCUUGCAGUAUUCGCAUCUGGGCGCGAAAGCUUUCAAUAUCGUCGGCCAUAUUUAACCGUUUUAUCUGGUUGUAAGCUUGAGUAUACAGUUUCAAAGCUUUUGCGUGGAAUCCUAAUUCAAUCUGCAGGAAAUUCAUCAACAGCUGCCGCA